UGGGCUGGGGAGGUACCGGGGGGGUCUCAGGAAGUCUGGACUGGGGGGUCCUGAGGAUUGUGGGGAGUGGUCUUAAGGAGAGCAUGGAGUGGUAUGUUGGGGUCUGCGGUGCUCGGGGGUCCCAUGGGCUUGGGGUAUGGCACAGCCCUGCCUCUGGCUGCACAACAGCACUGUCUCACGUUCCCAUCCCGCAGGAACCCACAGGCGAUGGUGGAGCCCCCCAACUUCUCGUGGGUGGCAGAGGGGAGGCUGGCGGGGCUGGCCAUGCCACGAGAGCCGGGUCAUUACCGCUUCCUGCUGGGCCGGGGCGUGAGGCAUCUGGUGUCACUGUCUGAAAGGGCCCCCCCUCACCACGGCUGCUGCCCCGCGCUGCAGCUCCACCGAUUCCGUGUGCCUGACUUCACCCCACCGACACUCGGACAGAUCCAGAGCUUCCUGCAGCUGGUGGAGGAGGCCAACGGUCGCGGGGAGGCGGUGGCUGUGCACUGCAUGCUGGGGCAUGGCCGGACGGGCACCAUGCUGGCCUGCUACCUGGUGAAGACUCAGAAGAUGAGCGGCAGCGAUGCCAUCCGGGAGAUCCGCAGGCUGCGGCCGGGCUCCAUCGAGACACGGGAGCAGGAGCAAGCUGUCAUGGAGUUCCACCGGCGCUUCAGUGCUGGAGAGGACAGCAGGGAGGUGUGACUGUGAGCAUCUCUACGAGCAGCGUGUGCUGGAUGGAGGGCCACCAGAGACCCCUGCCUCCACCAUCUCCCACCAUUGCUCUAUGUUGACCUGCUGCCAUCCCCAAGCCACCUCCUCAGCCUUCAUCCCAAGCAUCGCCGCUUGGAACCCAACGGUGGCACCCCAAAAUUGGGGAUCCCGUGUCACGAGGCUCUGAGACUCAGCCUGCCAUCCCCAAAGCUGGUCAACAGCCAACGCAGUGACGCAACAUGGAGGGUGACAGCAGCGUCAGCUCCCCAGGGCCGUCCCGGGACGUGGAUGCUUAAAGGGAAGCUUAGAUGGAAUUUAGGCAUCUCCGUUCCAAAAGUCCAAUCCUGAAAAUCUCUUCUCAGCUGUUCCUAACCUUGGUGGCAUUUAAAUCCUAAGUGCAAGAAG
Molecule: messenger RNA, 1095 nt
Organism: Meleagris gallopavo (turkey)
Lineage: Eukaryota; Metazoa; Chordata; Aves; Galliformes; Phasianidae
Source: RefSeq, a predicted model, not a curated record